Molecule: messenger RNA, 1848 nt
Organism: Pollicipes pollicipes
Lineage: Eukaryota; Metazoa; Arthropoda; Thecostraca; Pollicipedomorpha; Pollicipedidae
Gene: mRpL17
Product: mitochondrial ribosomal protein L17
Exons: 5
Coding region: 239-925 (228 amino acids)
Biological process (GO): translation
Cellular component (GO): ribosome; mitochondrial large ribosomal subunit
Molecular function (GO): structural constituent of ribosome
Source: RefSeq, a predicted model, not a curated record
GCGCUGUUAUUGGUGGCAUGUUGCGUGAUAUGGGUGGGGUGUUGGGUCUUGCAUAUUUUUUCGGAAACAAUAUCUGUUGAGUAACGUAUCGUCCAGCUUUCAAGAAAAUCGUAUGAUUUUCACCCAGCUUUGAGUAACCUGAAAGAAAGUGCCGUCGUCUUGGAGAGUACUCGUUGUUGGUUUGCAGUCACAUUUGCGUGUACAGAAUAACGAACCAUUGUCAAACACAAGCACAGCCAUGUCGCAGCUGGGCCGGUUGAUACCGCAGCUGCGCGUGCCCGUGCGGCCCACCUACCGCAAGCUGCGCAACCCGGAGGGCUCGUACGGCCGGCUGAAGAACCUGCGCGGCACAGUGACGGCGCUCGUGCGCGAUGAGCGCGUCGAGAUGCCGCUCGACCGGCUGGACGAGGCGCGCGGGUACGCCGAGCGGCUGAUUCAGGAAGCUGUAAGGCAUGGUGACAAAGAUCCUCAUGUAAUGGACAUGGCAAACUUCUGGUUGAAUGAGAAGCAACUCAUUCAUAAACUGUUCAAGGUGCUCGCUCCAAGAUACGCUGAGUACAGGACCAGUUACACCAGUCUGCACCGAUUGCCACCGAUGUACAGGGAAAAUGACAAGGGUGCACCAAAAGGUGUACUAGAAUUGAAAGAGAAUCCGUUUCCGCCGCUGAAGCCGGACGCGCGCGCCAACCGACACCUCCUGCACAACGUACUGCUGGACGAGGCGCGCAAGCAGUACAGACAUAACAAGUACCAGCAGCUGGCGGCCGAGGCGCGCGCCGACCUGGCGGCGGCCGCCGCCCCAGAGCCACCUGCCGGCCAGACGGCCGAACUACGGGAUAGCGUGGCGUCCAAGGGGGCGAGUGACAUGGCCGCGGAGAGCCCCGGCGCCGAGGGGACGGCGGCCACCGAACCUCAGCACCGGUAGCUGCGCGAGGUGUGACCCCGCUCUUGUACGGUGGACUGGAGGUAGCGUGUGAUGAUCAUCCGACUUUAAUCUGCUUCAUAUAUCUCAGUCAGAGUCAGAGAUACGUCAGUGAGUUGCCGCCGACAACGCGCAGGGAGCCACAUUGACGCGUCUAUUCUUGACUGGGGAAGGUGUUAGCAAGGCAGGCAAAAUAAAGGCUGUGCAUCAGCAAAAAGAACGCGUUUUCAGACCGCAAUGGGUUAGUUGCGCGGUAAUAACAGCGAUGAAAGCGUUUUUGCGUCCGUCCUGGCAUUUUUUGUUGCUGCGAGAACAAGUCCAACGUUAAAGAAAUAGCAUAGUGUCACUGAAACGUAAGUCUAACCAAAAUGGAGAAAAUGUCUACAGGCACCCGCCAUUGCUUCCACAGGCAUCGCCAGCCAUCGCCGCCCAUGCCAUUAUGCGCUACGAAUGCGUGCGAUCAAGUCAUGCUACGGUUUGGCCUCGUUUUGGGGUUCGCGAUAUGGCACGCAAAAGUAGUGAGAUAUGCUGUAGUACCCAGAUUUUGGCCAUUGACAGCGUGCAUACGCGGCGGCCGACUCCGAGGAUGCUGGACAAAAAUGAAUAUAACGUGCAUUAUCAUGGUAACAAAACCUCAGUUCGUAGCAUCGCUUCUUACGAUGUGGUUGCACGAUGGUCAUCAUUACGACGCAGUUGCGCGAUGGUUACCAUUGUGAUGCGGUUGCGCGAUGGUUACCAUUACGACGCAGUUGCACGCUGGUUAAUACGGUGCCGCUGCAUGAUAGUUACCAUUUAUAGCUGUGUGGGGCGCGGUUCGCUGCAAGAUGCUAGACAUGAGGGCAAUACUUUAAGAUCAAGAUUAUUUUUGACCCGUGUUUUCAACGACUCCGCGAUCUAUGCGUAAGAAUCGUAUGAAUGAGCCACGA